Molecule: messenger RNA, 1378 nt
Organism: Schistocerca nitens (vagrant locust)
Lineage: Eukaryota; Metazoa; Arthropoda; Insecta; Orthoptera; Acrididae
Product: collagen alpha-1(III) chain-like
Exons: 1
Source: RefSeq, a predicted model, not a curated record
AGUGCAGCUAGCAAGGUUGGCGCACCAAGCGGGGACGGCGCACCAGGCGGGGACGGCUCACCAGGCGGGGACGGCACACCAGGCGGGGACGGCACACCAGGCGGGGACGGCACACCAGGCGGGGAUGGCACACCAGGCGGGGACGGCACACCAGGCGGGGACGGCACACCAGGCGGGGACGGCACACCAGGCGGGGACGGCACACCAGGCGGGGACGGCACACCAGGCGGGGACGGCACACCAGGCGGGGACGGCACACCAGGCGGGGACGGCACACCAGGCGGGGACGGCACACCAGGCGGGGACGGCACACCAGGCGGGGACGGCACACCAGGCGGGGACGGCACACCAGGCGGGGACGGCACACCAGGCGGGGACGGCACACCAGGCGGGGACGGCACACCAGGCGGGGACGGCACACCAGGCGGGGACGGCACACCAGGCGGGGACGGCACAACAGGCGGGGACGGCACACCAGGCGGGGACGGCACACCAGGCGGGGAAGGCACACCAGGCGGGGACGUCACACCAGGCGGGGACGUCACACCACGCGGGGACGUCACACCAAGCGGGGACGGCACACCAAGCGGGGACGGCACACCAAGCGGGGACGGCACACCAAGCGGGGACGGCACACCAUGCGGGGACGGCACACCAUGCGGGGACGGCACACCAGGCGGUGACGGCACACCAGGCGGUGACGGCACACCAGGCGGGGACGGCACACCAGGCGGGGACGGCACACCAGGCGGGGACGGCACACCAGGCGGGGACGGCACACCAGGCGGGGACGGCACACCAGGCGGGGACGGCACACCAGGCGGGGACGGCACACCAGGCGGGCACGGCACACCAGGCGGGGACGGCACACCAGGCGGGGACGGCACACCAGGCGGGGACGGCACACCAGGCGGGGACGGCACACCAGGCGGGGACGGCACACCAGGCGGGGACGGCACACCAGGCGGGGACGGCACACCAGGCGGGGACGGCACACCAGGCGGGGACGGCACACCAGGCGGGGACGGCACACCAGGCGGGGACGGCACACCAGGCGGGGACGGCACACCAGGCGGGGACGGCACACCAGGCGGGGACGGCACACCAGGCGGGGAAGGCACACCAGGCGGGGACGUCACACCAGGCGGGGACGUCACACCAAGCGGGGACGUCACACCAAGCGGGGACGGCACACCAAGCGGGGACGGCACACCAAGCGGGGACGGCACACCAAGCGGGGACGGCACACCAUGCGGGGACGGCACACCAUGCGGGGACGGCACACCAGGCGGUGACGGCACACCAGGCGGUGACGGCACACCAGGCGGGGAUGGCACACCAGGCGGGGACGGCACACCAGGCGGGGUCGGCACACCAG